AGGUAGUGUUAUUAAACUGACUACUAUGGCUCGAGUCUGAUGCUGAGGAACAUAAAUGUUAUAAUUAAAAUAGCUUUUCAGAAAUGUAUUCGAGAGUUUCGAAAGUUGGGUGCAUGCGCGUGACAUCAGUCUUCAGUGAAUUUGAUAUGGUUGUUGGAGUGAGCUGUCUUUUCAAAAAUAGACGAUCUUUAGCAACAGGCACUGCACAGCUAAACAUGGCAGACACCGCAGCUAAACGUGAAAUUGAUCAUGUUGAAGCCGAUGAAUUAUCUCCGAAAGUCAAACGGGCGAAAGUUGACAAUGAAAAUGGUCGAGGAGAAGCUGGAAAGGAUUCUGAAUCGGAAAAUGUUUUGUCUGGCUUCGAAAUAUCCGCCGUUUUGAGUGAUUCUGCUCGGGAGAAAAACAUCUUUAUCCAUGGGAAGCUUGCUGAUCAGGAGGCUGUAGUCAUUCUGGAGAAGACUCCCAUCAGACAAGACACCCUGACUGAGAUCUUCAGUGGCUCCAGGCUGAUGCUGGAGAUGAGGAAUGACAUCUACAGCACGUAUCGGCUCCAAGCUCCCCCUCACCUCAACGAGCUUAAGACUACAGUGGUGUGUCCAGCUACAGAGAAGCAUGUAAACAAAUACCAGCGUCAGGAGAGUUUCCUGGUGGAGGAGACAUUGGAAGACUAUCAGUCCAUCACUUUGCCAUACAUUCGGGAGCAGAGUUUCAGCAUCCAGUGGGUUUACAACAUCCUGGAGAAGAAGGCAGAAGCUGAGAGGGUAGUUUAUGAAGAUCCAGACACAGAGGUUGGCUUUGUUCUCCUUCCUGAUUUCAAGUGGGACCAAAAACAGGUAGAUGAUUUGUACCUGAUCGCCAUAGCACAUAAGAGAGACAUUGGGAGUCUCAGAGACUUGACAUCAGAACAUCUACCGCUGCUGCAUAACAUCUUCCAGAAAGGAAAGGAGGCCAUCAUGCAGCGCUACAACCUUCCAGCCAGUAAACUGAGAGUCUACCUGCACUACCAGCCAUCCUACUACCACCUCCACGUCCAUUUCACCAAGCUGGGCUAUGAGGCACCCGGGUGCAAUGUGGAGCGCGCCCACCUCCUCUCAGACGUCAUCCAGAACCUCCAGUCUGACCCCCAGUACUACCAAACCCGUACCCUGUACUUCCCACUGAGAGCAGACAAUGGCCUGCUCAGCAAGUUCAAGGAGGCAGGGAGAUUGUAGCACACUGUACUCACAUGCACUGUGUUUUUAGACUGUCAAACCAAAUCCAAGCUUUUUACUUUCUUUUUUUUUUUGCUUGCUUGACAAAUAGCAGAUCAGUUGUAUAGCUACAUAUCUGUUCUCUGUGAAAGAGUAUUUCACACAUCAAGUAGUUACUCAACAUUUUAUGUAUGUUUGAAACACGUUUGGAUAAAUCAUUUGUACAUGUUUGAGUCUGACUUCUCAUUAAGGUGCUUUUAUAAUCAUUUUCAUAUAAUUCCUGUUUUUAUUAU
Molecule: messenger RNA, 1483 nt
Organism: Monopterus albus (swamp eel)
Lineage: Eukaryota; Metazoa; Chordata; Actinopteri; Synbranchiformes; Synbranchidae
Gene: dcps
Product: decapping enzyme, scavenger
Exons: 6
Coding region: 84-1211 (375 amino acids)
Biological process (GO): deadenylation-dependent decapping of nuclear-transcribed mRNA
Cellular component (GO): P-body; nucleus
Molecular function (GO): RNA 7-methylguanosine cap binding; hydrolase activity
Source: RefSeq, a predicted model, not a curated record